Messenger RNA from Exaiptasia diaphana, 1001 nucleotides. RefSeq names its product EF-hand domain-containing protein D2. The coding region runs from base 77 to 658 and encodes 193 amino acids. The transcript has 3 exons. Lineage: Eukaryota; Metazoa; Cnidaria; Anthozoa; Actiniaria; Aiptasiidae. The record is from RefSeq and is a predicted model, not a curated record. Gene Ontology annotation, molecular function: calcium ion binding.
GUGAGCUACAACUGGAGGGAGUGUACCACGAAAUAUUAUAGACAUUAUAGAAAAUUACCCUUAAAAUCAACACAAAAUGUCAGAAACAAAUGAACUUGCUGCCAAGCUUGCACAUAGAAACAAGCUGAAUGACGAUGAGAGCGCUCCACGAAGGCAAAUUGCAGUGUUCAAUCCCUACAUUGAAUUCAAGGAGUUCUCGCGAAAACAGAUCAAGAAUUUCGAGGGAAUUUUCAAAAAGUAUGACGUGGAUAGAAAUCACUUUCUUGAUCUCAUGGAGAUGAAAUUAAUGAUGGAAAAACUUGGAGCUCCUCAAACACACGUUGGUCUCAAGCAAAUGAUCCAUGAGGUUGAUGAGGAUAAUGAUGGGCAAGUUAGCUUUAGAGAGUUUCUUCUGAUCUUCAGAAAAGCCAAUGCUGGAGAACUUGAAGCCGGCUCAGGUCUAGCAGAACUUGCACGACUUACAGAGGUCGAUGUAGAUGAAGUUGGUGUAGGAGGAGCYGCAAAAUUCUUUGAAGCAAAAGCUAAACAAGCGCAAGCRUCAUCUCUCUAUGAAAUGGAAAUCCGUGAAGAGCAAGAACAGAGGAAGAGAGAGGCUGAAGAAGCCAAGAAGAGAAAAGAACUGUUUAAAGCUAAACAAGCUGCUUUUGGUGUCAGYUAAUUUUAUGUGAAUAGCUUGUUCAAUAAUACUUUUAGUUGGGCAUUUUAUCUUUUUAUACUUCAGUAAUAAUUUUAUAUUUUAUCUCUGAAAAGUUGYGUCUUCAAUUUUAUAUUCUUUUUUUUACAAUCCAUUUUACAGAUGCCUUAAGUUUGUAGCUAUUUUGCUACAUAUAUUUGACGUUAAGAAUGUUGAAGACAGUUUAGUUUUUAAGAAGUUUCAAGCAAUAAUGAUAUUAUCCUUCCAGAUUUCCCAUAGAUUGUAUUUUCAGAUAAUUUCAUUUAGAAAUUACAGGGACAAUAUCUAAUAUUUCAAAAGCAAAGUAAAAUCAGCUUUUUUAAACAAA